Rana temporaria (common frog) is the source of this 1339-nucleotide messenger RNA. RefSeq lists its product as uncharacterized. Gene Ontology annotation, molecular function: G protein-coupled receptor activity. Gene Ontology annotation, cellular component: membrane. The record is from RefSeq and is a predicted model, not a curated record. The coding region runs from base 154 to 1122 and encodes 322 amino acids. Gene Ontology annotation, biological process: G protein-coupled receptor signaling pathway. The transcript is spliced from 2 exons. NCBI's taxonomy places the organism in Eukaryota, Metazoa, Chordata, Amphibia, Anura, Ranidae.
UUUAUUUAAAGAGCAAAUUCAUUUCUAAUACUAGAAAAUGGGAUGUUUUUCCUAAUGAUGAAUGAAACUCAUAUAUAUUAUUUUCGAAAUUAAAUAUAUGAUUAUUCUGUAAGCAGCUUAACACUAAAUGAAAACUCCUACUUACAUCCCAACAUGUUUUACAACGAUACGGAUAACUGCAAUGUGAGAAUGUAUUUCCAAUUCUGUGCUUCUGUGAGAAGCAUUUUAAUAAUGCCUGGACUGGUAUUAAACGUUCUCAUCCUGAUAGCUGUCUUUUUGUGCGUACAUAGUAAGAAGAAGUGCAUUAAGAACAGCAUUGUAGCCUACGUCGUGGGAAGCACAGCUUUCAAUAUUGUAAACCUUCUUUCCUGGCCUUUAAUGAUUGACUGGAGGAUUCACCAUAAAUGGCGCUUUAGUGCACCAACCUGUGAGCUAAUGGUCUAUGUAAAGCAGACAGCAAGUACUAUUUCUUUUUAUUAUGUCUCCUGUAUUUCAUUUUCCAUCUACAUAGCCAUUGUGUUUGAGUGUAAAAUAAACGAGCGCAAAUUGUUCACCAUUUUUCAGCUUUUCUUUCCAUGUUUUGUGCUGGUGACUGAAGAGCUGAUAGAACAUCUCCUUGGCUGGAAGGACAAUCAUUAUGAUCUUUUAUCUGAAACAUGCUUCACUAUCAUCAAUGACCAAACCAUGAAGAUCAGAAUGCUUUGUAAAAUCCUGCUUGGUCUUCCACUGACAGCAUAUUUUUACCUUCAUAUACUUCUCACAAUUUUCAAGAGUGCCCAGAUAAUGCAGAGGAGUCAAGCGACCAAUAAAAAACUGGCAAAAACAUUUUCAUCUAUCUGGUUAAUAACGUUCAUUGCACAUAUACCUGGAGGAACAUUGCCCCUAAUUGCAGAGAAGAACAUUUGUUUGGAAACUGCAACAGAAUUUUUGUUUGAUUUGCCAAUUUUCACCAAUCCCAUCAUCCUCUUUUGCAUGAACAAAGAGCUACGGAUGCAGUUCAAGAAGCUGAUGAGUGUGCGGGGCAAUUCCCAGUCAAGCACACAAAGCAAUGAUUUAGUAGCCUCAACUGAAGACAACAACAUUACAAACAGUUCUAAGGAGUCAAAGUUGGAAUCAAUAUAAGCUAACUGUUAACUAAGCAAAUAUAGUAUGAUGUAAAUUGCUAUAUAAUAAAAUAUAUACUGUAUAGUUUAGAUCCUUUAGUAGACAUUAUUUAUGUUCUUCUUGUUAGUAUACCUACACAGCAAAAUGCAAAGAACCAAUAAUAAACAUACAUAUCAAAUAGUACAGUAUUAUGAAAUGUUUUGCCUUUUAUCUGCAGUAAAAAUAUUGAAAAUUU